Plasmodium relictum is the source of this 312-nucleotide messenger RNA. Its product is annotated as conserved Plasmodium protein, unknown function. The coding region runs from base 1 to 312 and encodes 103 amino acids. The transcript has 3 exons. The record is from RefSeq and is a predicted model, not a curated record. NCBI's taxonomy places the organism in Eukaryota, Apicomplexa, Aconoidasida, Haemosporida, Plasmodiidae.
AUGAGUAUUAAUAGAAUAAAUAAGGUUAUUCUUUGUUCUAAGGUAGAACUAAAAUCAAUAGAAAAAAUUGAUUUUUACGCGACCACCUCUAAAAGUAUAGUAAAAGAUUUUUGUGAGUUUUUUUUGCCAUUCCUAAAAUAUAAUAAUUUUAAUGUAGUUUGUAACUUUCAUAAUACUAAAGAAAAAAACGAAAAAGUUGUUUUAUCACCAAAAAAUGGAGAUAAACAUAUAAUCAAUUUAUCCUUAUAUAAAUAUAGCCAACAGUUAUAUGAUAGGAUAAUUUUUUUGGAUAAGAAAUUUUUAGAAGCUUAA